CUCUAAUUAAAUUAAACUUUAUGCGGAUCUCUCUCUUUUUGGUUUUUCUUCCCCAAAAUACCAUUCUCAAAUAAUAAUAAAUAAAAGUAAAAUGGAUGAAUGAAUGAAUGAAUAUCCCAUAUGAUUGAUCAACGAACCUAACCUUAACUACCACAAAACAAUAUCCCACAUUUCAAAUUCUCUCCAUCCAAAUAUCCCACAAAACAUUCAUCACUAAAUCAAAUGGGUCUCUGCACUUCAAAACCACUCUCUUCUCCCAAUUCAUUCAACCAUUCAACUCACACUCAAUCACAAACCACAACAACUAUUUCCAAUUCCAAUGAAGAAACACAAAACCCUAAAAAAACACCUUUUUUCCCCUUUUACACUCCAAGUCCAGCUCACAAUUUAUUCUCCGCCAACUUCCCCAAAACUCCCGGAACUCCGAGAAGGUUCUUCAGACCACCGUCGCCGGCGAAGCAUAUAAGGUCACUUCUUGCCCGCCGUCACGGCUCCGUCAAGCCGAAUAUCGGUGCUAGCAUCUCCGAAGGGAGUGAAGCUGAAACGGUUGCUCCCCUUGAUAAGAAUUUCGGAUUCUCGAAGCAUUUUGGUAACAAGUAUGAAGUUGGUGAAGAAGUUGGUAGAGGACACUUUGGUUACACUUGUUCUGCCAUUGCUAAGUUUAAUAACAAGGGUGAUCUUAAGGGUCAUCGUGUUGCUGUUAAGGUCAUUCAAAAAGCUAAGAUGACUACUGCUAUUGCAAUUGAGGAUGUGAGAAGGGAAGUGAAAAUUUUGAGAGCUUUGAAUGGACAUAAAAAUUUAAUUAAAUUUUAUGAGGCUUAUGAAGACCAUGAUAAUGUCUAUAUAGUCAUGGAGUUGUGUGAAGGAGGGGAACUUUUGGAUAGAAUACUAUCAAGAGGUGGGAAAUACUCAGAGGAAGAUGCAAAAGCUGUAAUGUUGCAGAUACUGAAUGUUGUUUCAUUUUGCCAUCUACAAGGCGUUGUUCACCGUGAUCUUAAACCUGAGAACUUCUUGUUUUCAUCCAAAGACGAGAACGCAGAGCUGAAGGCCAUAGACUUUGGUUUGUCGGAUUUUGUUAAAUCGGAUGAACGGCUUAAUGAUAUCGUUGGUAGCGCAUACUAUGUGGCUCCAGAGGUUCUGCAUAGAGCUUACAAUACAGAGGCUGACGUUUGGAGUAUUGGUGUGAUUGCAUAUAUUUUAUUAUGCGGCAGUCGUCCAUUUUGGGCUCGGACUGAAUCUGGGAUCUUUCGUUCCGUAUUGAAAGCGGAUCCAAGCUUUGAUGAACCUCCUUGGCCUUCUUUGUCAGACGAGGCAAAAGAUUUUGUUAAGCGAUUACUUAAUAAAGAUCCUAGGAAGAGAAUGACUGCAGCGCAGGCAUUAGGUCAUCCGUGGAUAAAGAGUUAUAAGGAUGUAAAAGUACCCCUGGAUAUUCUGGUGUUCAAGCUCAUGAAAACAUACAUGCGUUCCUCCUCCCUACGAAAAUCAGCUUUAAAGGCUCUGUCGAAGACGUUAGCUACUGACGAGCUGAAUUAUUUGAAGGAGCAGUUUACACUUUUAGAACCAAAUAAAAAUGGCACCAUUAGCUUGGAAAAUAUCAAAACGGCGUUAAUGAGGAAUGCAACAGAUGCUAUGAAGGAGUCACGCAUGCCUGAUCUUCUGGCAUCACUUAAUGCAUUGCAAUAUAGAAGGAUGGACUGUGAUGAGUUCUGUGCAGCUGCACUCAGUGUUCAUCAACUUGAAGCACUUGACCGGUGGGAGCAACAUGCGCGCUGUGCCUACGAACUUUUCGAAAAGGAUGGAAACAGAGCUAUAGUCAUUGAGGAACUAGCUACGGAGCUUGGCCUUGGUCCAUCGGUACCUGUGCAUGCUGUUCUUCACGACUGGAUUAGGCACACUGAUGGAAAGUUAAGCUUCCUUGGGUUUGUUAAGUUGCUGCAUGGUCCAUCUCGAAGUCUUGUAAAACCUCAGUAAAAAUUACAGAAACCCUAUCAGAGUGCUUAAGACAUGCUUUAAUAUACUAUGAUUAUCUGGCCAAUGAAAUGCCGGUCCUCACUUCACAUUUCUAUAAGAUCACGGAAUCUUUGCCAAAGCUGGAUUUGUAAUCAGCAUUGAUCAUCAGGGUUCUAUUUUGCAUUGCAUAAGGCUGGAGCUCUUCUACACUUGGUGCAGGAGUUAAAUAUGUUACUACAGUUUUUUUUUUAAUAUAUAUUUUCCACUGUAAAGGUGUUGUGUGUUAAGGUGCAGGUGAUAAUAUUAACUGAUUGUUGUUAGAUAGUUGAUAUUCUAACAUGUUAUGAGAUUCACGAUUGAUGAGUUUCAUUAAUGUUCAAAUGCAAAUUCAUUGGAUUGCAUCAGAGAGUUGAAUGAAUAUAAAUUUUUAGAGCUUUA
Cicer arietinum (chickpea) is the source of this 2388-nucleotide messenger RNA. Its product is annotated as CDPK-related kinase 5. Gene Ontology annotation, biological process: protein phosphorylation. Lineage: Eukaryota; Viridiplantae; Streptophyta; Magnoliopsida; Fabales; Fabaceae. The record is from RefSeq and is a predicted model, not a curated record. Gene Ontology annotation, molecular function: ATP binding; protein kinase activity; calcium ion binding.